Molecule: messenger RNA, 537 nt
Organism: Fibroporia radiculosa
Lineage: Eukaryota; Fungi; Basidiomycota; Agaricomycetes; Polyporales; Fibroporiaceae
Exons: 1
Coding region: 1-537 (178 amino acids)
Source: RefSeq, a predicted model, not a curated record
AUGAUCCCAUUCCAGACUGAUGUCACUGAUCGUGACUCGCUGCGCUCGCUAGCAGCAGAGGUUAAGUCUCGCCACGGACAUGUCAACCUGCUCGUCAAUAAUGCGGGCGUGAUGUUGGGGCACCAGCCUCAGCUCCCCAAGCCUGCGGACACGAGCAUUGCUGCGUACCAGGAGCUCUUAUGGAACACGGAGGACUUCGAUUCAUUCGGGACCAGUUUCCGCGUGAACGUCUCCGGCGUGUGGUUCUGUACCGUGGCGUUCCUCGAGCUUCUGCAUGCGGGGAACAAGUCGGAGUGGGCGCGCACGAACGGCGUGACAAGCCAGGUGCUGACCAUCUCAAGUCUGGCCUCCCUCCGUAGGGACUCAGGAGUGUUCAGCUUGUCGUACUCGCUCAGCAAGGCAGCAACAACGCAUUUGAGUAAGGUGGUGGCGCAUUAUCUGAAAGACUGGAAGAUCCUGGUCUCGUGCCCAGACGUGUCGAGCGGGCACGAGACCAAUCAUCUGUACUCGACAAUAUAUCGCAAGAAUUCAGAGUGA